Ixodes scapularis (black-legged tick) is the source of this 749-nucleotide messenger RNA. RefSeq lists its product as uncharacterized. NCBI's taxonomy places the organism in Eukaryota, Metazoa, Arthropoda, Arachnida, Ixodida, Ixodidae. The transcript is spliced from 2 exons. The coding region runs from base 44 to 637 and encodes 197 amino acids. The record is from RefSeq and is a predicted model, not a curated record.
CCGGGAGCAGUCGGCAGCUGGUCCGCGCUGUGCUACCUACAGCAUGGCCGUCAACGUCGUUUUGUUGGCCACCGCCGGGUUCAGCCUGCUGACCAGCUCAGCGGCGGCGUCCCUGGCAGGGUCCCAGUCCCCGACAUCGCGCUCCCGACCUGGCUCCGUGUCGCGACGUUCCAGUUCCUACACGGCCACCGGUGUCCGGACAGACGCGGACACAUCCCACGCGAUCGACGCCAACCUUCAUCCAGCCGUGCUGAAGACGCAGCGACUGCACCCGCAAGAAGACUUGGGCGUGAGUUACAUCGGGGAGCCUCCAGACUCGGGAGAAGCCAUCAGCCGCGCGGAGCUGUUCGCCAUGAUGCUCCAGAAAGAGCAACCGCGUCCGCCCCACCGCCAUUCCGCGACACGGACCAUCACUCCGAGGUUCAAGACGCAGCGCUGGAGCGCGCCCUCGGCCAAGGAAACUUCCCAGCGGCUCCCCACCCGGAGGCCCACUUCGAGGGCCAAGCUGGCACCGAGAGCUCGGCUCAGCUACGUGAAGACCGUGUCGUACAUUCCCUUCCCGUAUUACGGCUUCGGGUACGGGUUGCACCACUACAGUCCCUGGAUGUAUUACAGCCCGGUGGGCCUGGGACGUUGAAACGGGGAAACACGCCAGGAAGAGCUGCGAAUGACCGAGAGACCGGCGCCAUCGUGACGAGACGUGAGAGCAGCGGGAAUGCAAAGGGAAAUGAAGAGCCGAUUUGUUACCG